Jaculus jaculus (lesser Egyptian jerboa) is the source of this 2242-nucleotide messenger RNA. It is a transcript of the gene Lsr, whose product is annotated as lipolysis stimulated lipoprotein receptor. The transcript is spliced from 10 exons. The record is from RefSeq and is a predicted model, not a curated record. NCBI's taxonomy places the organism in Eukaryota, Metazoa, Chordata, Mammalia, Rodentia, Dipodidae. Bases 353 to 2143 code for a protein of 596 amino acids. Gene Ontology annotation, cellular component: tricellular tight junction; plasma membrane. Gene Ontology annotation, biological process: tricellular tight junction assembly; establishment of blood-brain barrier.
CCCACCGCCCACCUCCCCAACCCCCAAGCCCGUCUCUGAGGCUCCCACCCUUGUGUACCUGGGUCGAUCCAUUCCCAGGAGCGCGCAGGGGGUGCUGGAGUGACCGGGCAGAGCCACACUGGGCCAAGCAAAUUGUCCGCGGAAAAGACGAAAGUUCGCGCCUGGCCUCGCCCAAGUUCUUUCGGUCGGUGAGCGCUCCUGGAGUGCGCUAAAAUGGACCUGGAUUAGGGGCCCAGAGAGGAAGCGGCGAGGGGGAAGGGCGCGCACCCCUGCGCCCCAGUGCUAGCCGUGCCCCCAGCUCUCCAGGCGCUCGGCCGGGACGCGCGAGCCCCGAGGCGCCCAGGCGGCGGCAAUGUCGCGGGGGGCCCUCGUGCCUUCCCCGGGGCCCGGCUCCCACCCGCGCCCGGCGGCGCUCGUCUUCCUGGGGCUUUUCCUCAUCACCUGCUGUCCAGUUCCUGCCAGCGCCAUCCAGGUGACUGUGUCUGACCCCUACCACGUAGUGAUCCUAUUCCAGCCGGUGACGUUGCCCUGCUCCUAUCAGAUGACCAACACCCUUACAGCGCCCAUCGUGAUCUGGAAGUACAAAUCUUUCUGCCGGGACCGCAUCGCCGAUGCCUUCUCCCCAAAUAGCAUGGACAACCAGAUCAAUGCCCAGCUUGCGGCUGGCAACCCUGGCUACAAUCCCUAUGUGGAGUGCCAGGACAGUGUGCGCACUGUCAGGGUGGUUGCCACCAAGCAGGGCAAUGCCGUGACCCUGGGAGACCACUACCAGGGCCGGAGGAUCACCAUCACAGGAAAUGCUGACCUAACCUUUGAGCAGACGGCAUGGGGGGACAGUGGAGUGUACUACUGCUCUGUGGUCUCCGCCCAGGACCUCCAAGGGAACAAUGAAGCCUAUGCCGAGCUCAUCGUCCUUGGCAGGACCUCAGGGGUGGCUGAGCUCUUACCUGGUUUUCAGGCGGGUCCCUUGGAAGACUGGGUCUUCGUGGUUGUGGUGGGCCUGGCUGGACUCCUGGUCUUCCUCCUCCUGGGCAUCUGCUGGUGUCAGUGCUGUCCACACACCUGCUGCUGCUACGUCAGGUGCCCCUGCUGCCCAGAGAAGUGCUGCUGCCCAGAAGCCUUGUAUGCUGCCGGCAAAGCAGCCACCUCCGGUGUCCCCAGUAUCUAUGCCCCCAGCAUCUACACCCACCUCUCCCCUGCCAAGACCCCACCCCCACCACCAGCCAUGAUUCCCAUGGGCCCUACCUACAACGGAUACCCUGGAGACUUUGACAGGAAUAGCUCAGUUGGUGGCCACAGCUCUCAAGUACCUCUGCUUCGUGACGUGGACAGCAGUGGGAACUCGGAAGUCCGCAGUGGUUACAGGAUCCAGGCUAGCCAGCAAGAUGACUCUAUGCGAGUCCUGUACUACAUGGAGAAGGAGCUAGCCAAUUUUGACCCUUCUCGACCUGGCCCUCCCAAUGGCCGUGUGGAACGUGCCAUGAGUGAAGUCACCUCGCUCCAUGAGGACGACUGGCGAUCCCGGCCUUCCAGGGGUCCUGUCCUCACUCCUAUCCGGGACGAGGAUUGGGAUCGCCACUCUCCCCGGAGUCCAAGAAGAUGGGAGCAGGACCCCUUCCCAGAGCGUCCAAGGGGCGGCUGGGGGGCAGGCAGGCCCCGAGCUCAUUCCGUGGACGCUCUGGAUGACUUCACACGCCCCGGCUCUGCUGAAUCAGGAAGGUCAUCUCCCCCGGGUAAUGGGAGGAGAGGCCGGGUCUGCACACCCCUCAGAAGCCGCAGCCGCGAUGAUCUCUACAACCCAGACUCCAGGGACGUGCCGCCCAUUCGAGAUCCCCACUACUAUGAUGACUUGAGGUCCAGGGACCGCCCUCCUGCUGACACCAGAGCCCGCUACCAGCGAUCCCGGGACCCUCGGGAUGUUAGCUCCAGGUCCGGGGACCCCCAAUACGAUGGACGGCUGCUAGAAGAGGCCUUGAAGAAGAAAGGGUCAGGGGAGAGGAGGAGACCUUACAGGGAGGAAGCGCAAGAAGAGGCUUACUAUCCGCCAGCGCCUCCCCCAUACUCGGAGACCGACUCCCAGGCCUCCCGGGAGCGGAGGCUUAAGAAGAAUUUGGCCCUGAGUCGGGAAAGUUUAGUCGUCUGACCCCACGUUUUUUAUGCAGCUUUUGUAUGUACUUAAAAAAAAAUUGGAACACUAAUGAUACUUUUCACUAGGUCUUAAUAAUAAAACUUAUAAUCACAA